Messenger RNA from Dipodomys spectabilis (banner-tailed kangaroo rat), 1021 nucleotides. It is a transcript of the gene Optc, whose product is annotated as opticin. The transcript is spliced from 6 exons. Bases 1 to 996 code for a protein of 331 amino acids. The record is from RefSeq and is a predicted model, not a curated record. Gene Ontology annotation, molecular function: protein binding. NCBI's taxonomy places the organism in Eukaryota, Metazoa, Chordata, Mammalia, Rodentia, Heteromyidae.
AUGAAGUUCUGGGCUUUGCCGAUUCUGCUGGCCCUGCUGCUCCAGGAAGCAGGGCCAGCUUCUCUCUUGAAGAAGGAGAGGAAGAGGAGGGAAGAGCAGAGCCCUAGAGAAAGCGAGACGUACACACUUCCUCAUGUGGGGACCAAUGUCCUGAGCCUGGAUGACUACCAUGAGAUCAUUGACCUGAGCAGCUACGAGGAGCUCACAGACUACGGCGGGCAGCUCCCUGAGGUUGAGCGGAGCAGUAUGGCUCCUCCAGCCAGGACCAGCCCCCCACAGAGCUCUAUGUCUGCAAGGAUACCCUCGCCAAGCCUCCCGGUGACCAGGCCCACCGAGCCAGGCCUGCGGCACUCCCUGACCAGCGUUGGCCUGCCCACCUGCCUGGUCUGUGUGUGCCUCGGGUCCUCCGUGUACUGUGACGAUGCCGAUCUGGAGGACCUCCCUCCUCUUCCCCGGACCACUGUCUACCUGUACGCCCGCUUCAACCACAUCACACGCGUCAGGGCUGGAGACUUCAAAGGGCUGACGAAACUGAAAAGGAUUGAUCUCUCCAGCAACCUCAUCUCCUCCAUCGACGCCGACGCCCUCCACCUGAUGCCCACGCUGCAGGACCUGAUUCUGUCCGAGAACCAGCUGGCAGCCCUGCCUCGGCUACCCAGGGGCAUCGAGCUCCUGGAUGCGCGUAGGAACAGGCUCCGGAGCUCGGGGAUACAGCCUGAGGCAUUUGGGGCGCUGGAGCGGCUGCAGUUCCUCUACCUGGCAGACAACCUCCUGGAUGCCAUCCCGGGGCCUCUGCCUCUGAGCCUGCGCUCUCUGCACCUGCAGAAUAACAAGAUAGAGACCAUGCAGAGAGACGCCUUCUGUGAUCCUGCGGAGCACAGACACACCCGCAGGCUUCUGGAGGACAUCCGCCUGGACCGCAACCCCAUCAACCUGAGCCUCUUCCCAGACGCCUACUUCUGCCUGCCACGGCUCCCCGUCGGCCGCUUCACCUAGAGUGGCUAACGUUACCUAGCUGCCA